AUCUCCACGGAUGAAAGCUCUGAUUACGACGGCGGUGAAGACGAGUCCGAUUCCAGCGACCCGAAUCAUGGAGACGACGAUGAUGAAGACGGAGCAGAUAGUACAGUUGAUGAUAAUAAUGUCUAUGAUGAUGAUGAUGACAAUAAUGGCGAUGAUGAUAAUGAUGACAAUAAUGACUAUGAAGAUAGUGGUGAUAAUAAUGAUGAUGAUGAUUAUGAUGAUGACGAUAUCCAAAACGAGGAUGAAUCAGAGUUUGAGGAAGAGCAGGAGGGAGAGCAAGAAGAAGACCAGGACGAAGAGCAGGACGAAGAGAAGGAGGAUGAGGAGCAGGAUGAGGAGCAGGAUGAGGAGCAGGAUGAGGAGCAGGAAAAGAAUCAGGAAGAUGAGUACGAAGAUGAACAGGAAGAGGAAGAUCAAUUGACUGAAGCACCGACCACGAAAAUCUUCAGAAAAAGAAAACAGUUCGAUUCUGAUAGAGUUUCAUUUGCUCCCAAACAACGAAAUGAAAGAAACAAUCGCGCCUUUACAUUUUCAACAAGACAAACCACAAUGGCUGCUCGUUUGAAUCGAAAUAGAAACGAACGUCGAAGUUCUACAAUGAGAACCACCACCUCUUCUAAGCCAGAAAUGAUUAUCAAAACCAACAGACCAAUUUCGUCAACUACACCAACGCAAACGACGACCAAAACUCGAAAACCUCGGAAGAAGACACAAAGUCGAAAAGCUGAUCCUACAACCACCAUCACAACCACAGCAACCAUGAGGACCACGACCACCAUGAGAACAAGACGAACAACUUCCCAUCAGUCGAGACGAACCACGACAGAACCUCGUACGAAACGGACGACGUCUGCCCCUGAAACGAGACAAACAACCAUCACCACUCAGAAGACUCGGAAUGAUAGAAGAAGACGCGGGCGGCCCACUACCACCACUCCAAGAUCGACUACCAUUACUCCAAGAUUCACAACCACUACUCUAAAAUCCACUUUCACCGGCCGAAGGAAGUUCAAAGGACGCGGAUAA
This is a messenger RNA of Caenorhabditis briggsae, 1026 nucleotides long. The record is from RefSeq and is a predicted model, not a curated record. The annotation marks the transcript as partial. NCBI's taxonomy places the organism in Eukaryota, Metazoa, Nematoda, Chromadorea, Rhabditida, Rhabditidae. The transcript has a single exon.